GUACACGUGUGGAGUGAAGAUCGGCGUAUAUUUUAUAAGUGAACGAAACCUUGUUUACCAUUUGAUCAGUUAAAUAAUAAUAGUUUUUUUUUUAAAUAUGAGUUUUCAGAACGGUAAAUACAGUAACGGCAAUCGCAAAGGAAAAUCUUCCGUAAUUCUAAAAAAUCCGCAUUUGCACCAUCUUGACCAGGAUGUAUUAUAUCACUUGGCUUUAGGAACAGGAAGUCAUGACUUUGAGAAAAUGUUUGGCGAUAUUAAGUUUGUGUGUAUGGGAGGAACUGCAAAUCGUAUGGAAACUUUCGCCAAAUAUAUGCUUUCAGUUUUGGAUAUUCAAUUGCCUACAGGAUCAGCUUUGUAUGAUAUGAUUCAAUCUUCUCAUAGAUAUUCUAUGUAUAAAGUUGGGCCUGUACUUUGUGUUAAUCAUGGAAUGGGUGUUCCAUCUCUAAGUAUUUUAUUGAACGAAGUAAUGAAAUUGUUGCACUAUGCAGGGGCAAAAGACCCCAUAAUGUUUCGUAUAGGCACCAGCGGAGGAAUUGGCGUUGACCCUGGUACUGUGGUUAUUUCUAAUAAAGCUGUUGAUGGCUUGUGCAGACAAGUUCACGAAAUGUAUAAUCUUGGCAAAGUGGAACAUCGUCCAGCAAUAUUAGAUGAAAAUUUGGCAAAAGAUAUUCAGAAAAUGGCGCAAGAUGAUGAUCCAUUCCAGACGGUUUUAGGGACGACAAUGUGUGCACAUGAUUUCUACGAAGGUCAAGGCCGCUUGGAUGGUGCCUUCUGCAGUUAUACAGAGUCGGAGAAGACGAAUUUUUUGGAGCAGUUAUUCGCCAAAGGCGUACGGAACAUCGAAAUGGAAAGCACUGUAUUUUCGGCAUUUACUCAUCAUGCUAACGUCAGGGCCGCUAUUGUUAAUGUAACAAUAGUCAAUAGAUUGGAAGGAGAUCAGAUAAGAAAUUCAAAGCAACAAUUAUUGGAAUAUCAAGACCGCCCACAGAUUAUAGUCGGAAGAUACAUAAAAAAGUGCUUGCAGUCGCAAUAA
Ctenocephalides felis (cat flea) is the source of this 1033-nucleotide messenger RNA. RefSeq names its product uridine phosphorylase 2-like. Bases 98 to 1033 code for a protein of 311 amino acids. The transcript is spliced from 7 exons. Gene Ontology annotation, cellular component: cytosol; cytoplasm. Gene Ontology annotation, molecular function: uridine phosphorylase activity. Gene Ontology annotation, biological process: nucleotide catabolic process; uridine catabolic process. The record is from RefSeq and is a predicted model, not a curated record. NCBI's taxonomy places the organism in Eukaryota, Metazoa, Arthropoda, Insecta, Siphonaptera, Pulicidae.